UUAUGCUGUCGAAUCUUUGUUGAUCGAGUGUUUGGUUGGUUGGUUGGUUGGCUGGUUGGCUGGUGAGUUGGCCUUGUACUCCAAGCUCUUGGUAUGGACUUUGGAUGCGGGGAAAUGCACCAUGUCCGGCACUAGCAGUAGACCAUCUGCAAGGAAGGAUCAGGAUGGGGAGAGGAAGGAAGAUGAGGAGGAGGAAGAGGAGGAAGAGGAAGAUUCGGUGGAUAAAAGUCAGGGAGGGAAGAGAGAAAAGACUCUCGAGAGUUAUGGUAACGGUGGCUUCUUGAGGGCUGUAAAGGCUAGCUCACACGAUGCAGUAUGCUCGCAGCAUACCAUUGGGGGAGCACACACAGAGCAGGCGGACCGGACAGGAGAGUCUGUCUCGUGUUGCCCGGGAUCAUCUGAGUCCACCGCAGGUGGUGUCACCAAAUCAAUUGGGUCAAAAAAGAAAGCACCAGCUUCUCCCCUUUUGCGCCCCGAUGGCAGGAGCACUGGCUCCGAGCAUGCCAUUGGGGGAGCACGCACAGAGGAGGCGGUUCGAACAGGAGAGUCUGUCUCAUGUUGCCCGGUAUCAUCCGAGUCCACCACAUAUUGCACCAAAUCUACGGUGGCGAAGGAAGCACCAGCUUCUUCCCCUUUGCCUCACAAAGAUAGGAGCGCCUGCUCCAAAUCCCUCGCUGCCACGACAAUCGCCAAAGCCGAAUUGAGGGAAAGUUUGCCACCAUUCUUUCUGCACCUGCAGGAUCUCCGGACACCUGCCAUCCUUAAUGACUCUGCCUGUGCCCUUGACUUUGGUCUUCCAGGAACGAGAAUAGAAGCAGAGGAAUUUGUUGGUCUGAGGUAUGUCUCUCCAUGGCAAGUGAGGAGCAACAUUUCAGAGAAUGUAACGAAACCGUAUGUCGAUGACCUCAGUAAUCUCUCAUUGCCCUCGUCUCUUUCAGCUCGUGUACCGAAGGCGAUUGGCUCCGUGAUUCCUGCCUUAGUCCCCAGCACAGGAGGAGAGAAGGAGAGAGUAGCGGCACGCCCUCCGCACUUUGUGGACAAUUAUGCUGGGAUGGAGCCCAAUGGCGAGCAUGAGGAGGAAGAGAGUGGUGCGAUCCCUGAGGGAAGAACGUCCCUUGUUGUUCUGUGUCCCUCCCCAGUUCCCAUUGACAUCAACUUACUUGCCAGAGCCCAUCACGAUGUGCUGGAUGUGGGAGGAGCUCGGACAGGUCGACACCUGCAGCAGGAUAACAACCUGUUCGAUACGGACUCUUGUGUACUUUCCCGUUCAGCUACAAAGGGAAAAGGUGUGCACAUCGAAACAGACAUUGCCAGUCAGGAAGGUGGCCGUAUCAGCCAUCUGCCACUCCAUCAGCUGCAACGAGGACAGCAAGAGUCCAACCUUUCCAACAUUGAAGAAAGCCAGGGGAUGCUGCUAACUGACGACUACGAGGAUCGCUGGCUUUCCUUGCUUCCCCGUCACGACAAAAGUAGCAGCCCUGCAAAGGUUGACGGCAUCAGGACUGUUAACUUGAACACUGAAGAUCAACCCCGAGGGCUUUUCCCUCGUCUGCCUUCCUUUGUACGGGGGGCUGUCAAAUUGGACGCUCUCCCUGGGGAAGAUGGCAGCAAGGGCGAUCAGGUCGAUGUGGGGGCCGGACAUCAGCCACCCAUCCAGGGCCAGUCAAGUGGCCACCAAUUGCAGACGGUCAAGCUGCACCAAGUUGACGGAGGCAAGGGUACAAUGCCAGAAAUGAGGGGGGAAGUGGUUAGUGAAGGGAGCGCGGUGGGAAGUGCCGGUUGUGAGCGAGCAAUCCUUGCCAUGAGGCCCAGCCAGAUGCAGUCUCUCAAUCUUGAGCAGCAGCAGCCUCAAAAGCGGGAGCAGCAGCAUCAGCAGGAGGAGGAGGAGGAAGAGGUGUUGGUAUGUACAGCAGAUGUGGAUGUUCCAGGGCACUCAAGUCAGAGAGCUGCAGGACAACUAUACUCAGCCUCUAAAGCAGGUAGAGAGGGGACAAGAAGAGAGAAGAGGAAGGAGAAGGGGGAAGGGAUGGCCGAGUCAUUGGUAAUGAAGGGUGACAACACAGUUCGAGUAACAGGUAGAGAUGGCUUGCCAGAAAGUUUUUCCGGGCUUUCAGGAAUGUCAUCUUCAACCUCCUCAACAACACACCAGGGCGCAUAUGGAGAAGGGGACCAAUGUCUGCACAUUUGGGAGUUGUUUUGGAAGGACGGGGGGCAAAGUGGCACCCUCCGAAGGCUGAAAUUUGAGACGAACAUGGCCGGAUAUCACUUAGUGAGGCAGAGGCUUCUGGCCUGGUCAAAAGCGGCGUCGACAAAUGAUGUGAUGAUCAUUGCAGCCCAGGCAGCUAUGAUUGCUUCUGGUGAAGGUGUGGGGGUUACACCAGCUGGAAGUUCAUCAUCGACAGGAACCCGGAGAACCAAAGGUAAACAGCUGAGGCAGGAGGGGCUUACUGAGAUAAUCAACAGGAGCAAGAGCUAUUUCCAUGGUUCAUCAGUUGACAAAAGCAGUAACCUGAGGCAUGAGCCCCGAGAUGUUCGACCUCUAGAUCCAAGUCGAAGUAAAGAUCGAGGGUCAGGGGAAGCAGGGGCAGGGGGGCACAUCGAUGAGGCGGGCCCAGGAGGAACGAGUGGGUCUCAAGCAAGAGAGAGGAGGUCUAAGGAAGAGGAAGGGAAUAAUGUCAUAAAGUGGGGGUCUGUCCUGGUGGAGGGCAAGUUCUUGCCAAAGAGGGAGGGCGAAUCUCUUAUUUUGAAAGAUGGUCACUUCAAAGCACUGGCUGCCGCACUGCCGCCAAGGAUCAGGUUGUCUGGCUGGGUUCUUCUGUACAGCUCAUUGCGGGAUGGGAUAAGUCUGAGCACACUUUACAGAAAGGUGAGCAAGAGAGGACCUUGUGUACUUGUUGCCAGGGAUUCCAAUCAGUACGUCUUUGGCUGUUUCACGUCUGAGGAAUGGAAACCAGGACAAAAGUAUUAUGGCAACGGCGAGUGUUUUGUGUUCCAGGUUCAUCCCGAACUCGUGGCAUACCGAUGGACUCGAGCCAACCACCUCUUCAUGUUCUCCACUCAUAAUCAUCUAGCCAUAGGUGGUGGCACCAACUACAGCCUGUUCAUUGACACCGAUCUUGCAACUGGGAGGAGCGGGGAGUGCGAAACAUUUGGCAGCAAGCCGCUGGCUAGUUCGAAGGAGUUCGAGCUGGUGUACGUGGAGGUCUGGGGAUUCUUACGAGGAGGGUAGGGUGGGUCGGGAGAGAAAGAGGCUUGAGCUCUGGGAGACUCCUUUUUUUCUUUUCUUUUUGGGAAACGUCACAGUGCAAGUCCUCUAUCCAGAUGCUGUGAGUGAACCAUCUGGACUGGGGAGUUGCUGAGAGGAUGGCUCCUGUCAUAUUGGUGGAACUCUGUGAGUGGAACUCUGUGAGUGUUUAUCCCUCUGUGUUCUGUGGGUCAUCUGAGAUUUUAGUACGAAGCGCUGACCUCUGUUCAUUUAAGUACCUGUCACACUGUACGGUAGCAAGAGUUAAUAAGACGCCGGUUACUACCCUGCCCGUAAAGCAGAUUGCGGUGAGGACUAUGCCCAGUGGUGGAUUUGAGCCUCAUAAUGGCUCUUGGUCCUCCAUAUCACCAUCCAAAUCUCCCCUGGGGAAGCCGGGAUGCUGUUGAACGUGGCAAAGUGGAGAGGAGGGUCCUGGUUUCAAAGAUGGCUGGAGCAACAAUGAAAUGGUAGUACAUCA
This is a messenger RNA of Chara braunii, 3722 nucleotides long. The record is from the annotation of a GenBank genome assembly. Lineage: Eukaryota; Viridiplantae; Streptophyta; Charophyceae; Charales; Characeae.